CAGUCUUUGUAUCAGUGCUGAUCAUAACAACAACCUUCCAGCUAGCAGCUUUGAGUUUGUCUUCCAUUUGAGAGUCAACAUUUAUUAGCACCGUGUUAACGACUGAAGUAAUAACAGGACAUAACACAGAUCGUCAUUAUGCCUUCUGCUUGUGACUCCCUGAUCGAUGACAUUGAGGACAUGGUGUCAGCUGACGACCCGACUCCACAGGAGAGGCAGUAUGCCAGGAAGAGCAUCAUCCCCAGAGCCAGGAAGAGAAACACCCAGCAGACUACAGAGGUGCUGCAAGCAGACAGCGUAAUCCCUGGCAUGCAGAAGAUCUGGAUGAGGACAUGGGGCUGCUCUCACAACAACUCAGACGGGGAAUACAUGGCUGGACAGCUGGCAGCGAGCGGAUACAGGAUGACAGGUAGGAACCACCCCUCUAACCCCCCCUCCCACGUCUCUCUGACUGCUCUCACAGCCCCUGUCCAGCCAGGCAUCUGGUUGUUAUCAGGGCGGCCGAUGGCUGGAAACUAA
Messenger RNA from Salvelinus namaycush (lake trout), 519 nucleotides. Its product is annotated as threonylcarbamoyladenosine tRNA methylthiotransferase-like. Gene Ontology annotation, biological process: tRNA methylthiolation. Gene Ontology annotation, molecular function: tRNA (N(6)-L-threonylcarbamoyladenosine(37)-C(2))-methylthiotransferase activity; 4 iron, 4 sulfur cluster binding. Bases 139 to 519 code for a protein of 126 amino acids. The transcript has 4 exons. Gene Ontology annotation, cellular component: endoplasmic reticulum. The record is from RefSeq and is a predicted model, not a curated record. NCBI's taxonomy places the organism in Eukaryota, Metazoa, Chordata, Actinopteri, Salmoniformes, Salmonidae.